CCGAGAACGGAUGAUUUGAGAAUUUCGAUUCUCGACUGGUACCGGUUAAGACAAACUUCCAAACGCGAUGUAUGAUGUUUACCCAAGUGCCAGCUGCUGGCAACCAAUGAUUUUCAAAUAGUUUUACGACCGUUUAGACUUCCAGCGUCUUUGGAAUUUUUCGUUAUCACCACCAACGGUAGUCAUCGCCGCGACGGACAAUGAUGGCAACAGGCAGUAGGAUUGGCAAUCGAUCAUAACUAAUAGCGUGAUAUUAUUUCAUUAAAUUUAAACCACAUCUCGCCUACGUAUUGAAGAAUAUCGCUAUCCUGUUACAGCCGUUUUCACUUGAUUUUUUUACGGGCGUUCCGUCGUUUGCAGUUUUCGUGAAACUCUCUAUAGCUCCAAGUCGUCGAAUGCUGGGAACAGAUCGCUUGGCAAGUCUCGACACUACACAAUAAUCUUUGCUGUUCGACUAUAAUUGUGUUCAACUACAUAUCAAUCCACUAAAAUGUCUGAGACUCCCAAGGUGAAUGCGUACAAAUUGCCUUUGGGUCCUGAAUACUUGCCAUUUAUUAAACUUACACGACUAACAGAAGAGGAAAUCAUGCUCCAUAUCUCUAAGAAUCGAAAAAAAAACUGUUUGUCUAAUUCACUGAAUAAAACCAUUAAAAUAAAACAAGAAUAUCCAGAAGUUUCAACCAUAAAUGUGCAAUUCGAAAAUCAAAAUUUUCAAUUCGUUAAAAUAAAACAAGAAAAUCAAGAUGAUCGACUAAAUGACAUUACCGAACACUAUGAAAGAAUGGCAGUAGAAAAUGAUACAAGAUUAAGAACCAAACCAGGAGGUGUUAAGAUUAUUAAAUUUGAAGAUACAGAGCUAAGAGAAAUAAAAGCAGAACUAGAUGAUACACCAGAUAAAUAUGAUAAAAAUAUGACUGAUAAUACUACAUUUUCAAAUUACAAUGAAAUGAAUCAUAGAGAAUUGUAUUGUGAUAUUUGUGCAACAACUUAUAAUACUAAUGAAAAAUAUUUAAUGCAUAAUUACUAUAAACAUAAAAAUCGUAAAGCUUAUGACUGUGAACUUUGCAAAGAACAAUUUAGUCUUAGCAUUCAUUUGAAUCUACAUAUGACACAACAUGUACGUGAGAUACUCUUAAAACCUUCAUCGUCUAAUCUUCCUACAGAAACACAAUCAUCAUCUAAUAGUAAUUUAGUAAUGAGCUUAAGAAAAAAAAAUAACAAAUUAGCUAAAUCAACAAAAAGUUAUUGUGAAACCAAUACAUCAGUUAUUUUUACAAAUAAACCAAAUUUGGAUCCAUUUAAAUGUACUGAAUGUUCCUAUUCAACUGUUGAUCAAAGCCAAUUUAUAAAUCAUUUUUCAAUUUGUUCUGGUGAAACCAAUACUGAUGCUGAGUCUAAAUGUUGUCACCUAUGCUUUAAACCUUUUCGUAAUCAAUCUGCAUUAAAUGGUCAUAUGAAAUAUCAUAGUGUGAGAGGUGAAAUAACCUCAAGGAAAAAGAAAACUAUGAACGUUAGUAAUCAUAAAACUAAUGGUAGUGUCUUGAUAGCACAGAGAGUUAUCCGUGUAAAGAAUCCAAUUAUAUUCUUUACAUGUAAAUACUGCAGUAAAAAAUUUAUGACAAAACACAAAUUACAUAUUCAUAUCUUGCAACAUAAAAAACAAAUGGUAUGUAAAGUAUGUAAUCAAACAUUUUUAUUUAAAAAAAGUUUUGACAAACAUUUACUAUCACAUAAAACUGGAACAUUGACCGAUGGCAAAAAAUCCAAGUAUGUUUCAAGCACUACUAAGAACAAAACACAAAACCCUGUUGAACAAUUGUCAUGUGCGAUUUGUAAGAAUAGUUUCAGUAGUAAGAAAUCUCUUUUAUAUCAUAAUACAAUGAUGCAUUCGGAUUCACAAAUGUCUUAUUCAAAUUCUAAGAGUCCGUUAAGACAGUGCAACUGGUGCAAUAGAAUUAUAACUAAAUCUAAUUUACUUCGUCAUAUUAGGAAUUUUCAUCCUAAAGCCAAACCAAUUAAAUGUCAAAUUUGUCCAAUGAAAUUUAAAGAUGUAUUUUCGAUGAGAUUUCAUUUUUCCGAAAAUCAUGGAAAAUAAAUAGAACUUCAAAUUUUAUUUAUUUAUCAUGUAUAA
Sipha flava (yellow sugarcane aphid) is the source of this 2131-nucleotide messenger RNA. Its product is annotated as zinc finger protein 287-like. The record is from RefSeq and is a predicted model, not a curated record. Bases 491 to 2095 code for a protein of 534 amino acids. Gene Ontology annotation, molecular function: DNA-binding transcription factor activity, RNA polymerase II-specific; RNA polymerase II transcription regulatory region sequence-specific DNA binding. Gene Ontology annotation, cellular component: nucleus. Lineage: Eukaryota; Metazoa; Arthropoda; Insecta; Hemiptera; Aphididae. The transcript is spliced from 4 exons. Gene Ontology annotation, biological process: regulation of transcription by RNA polymerase II.